Messenger RNA from Cryptococcus wingfieldii CBS 7118, 2355 nucleotides. RefSeq lists its product as hypothetical. The transcript has 8 exons. The record is from RefSeq and is a predicted model, not a curated record. The coding region runs from base 1 to 2355 and encodes 784 amino acids. Lineage: Eukaryota; Fungi; Basidiomycota; Tremellomycetes; Tremellales; Cryptococcaceae.
AUGCUCGCCCUCCGCUACUCACGGCGCUCAGCCAUGCGCAUCGCCCUCAAUGCCCCCCGUAUUCUCGCCCUCGAGCAAGACCUCCCCCACGCAGAAUCUAGCUCGGCCCCUUCACGACGCCAGUUCUCCAUUACCGCCCCUCAAAACCAACCCCAGCCCUCUCCUAUAGCCCAAGGGCCGAAGCGAAGAAGGGGAGGAAAGAACCAGCUGAUAGAAAAUGCUCGAAAGCUGGCCGCUGCUCUCAAAGCGGAAGAUUCAGCUGCUACCAUCAAGCCAGAACAGCAGCAAGAAGAGAAGCCUGCAAAGGCGAGCGAGGCUGAUGCCGAGUCUGGCUUCUGGGGUGGAUUGUUGAACCCUUCCCCCUCCUCUGAAUUCCCCAAGUCAACAGGCGAGAAACCUACCCUGGAAGACCUCCUCUCGAAGCGCCCCGAACGCGACCCUCCCGCACCUUGGCGUACACGCUACCCUUUGCUUUACAAACGCCUGUACAAUUCUAUCGACUCGGCAUUCGUCGUAAAGCAGCUCAGAAUGCUGGCACCCGAGCUCAAAAUAGGCUACAUCUCCAAGAGCAUCAGUAAAAGUCAACUUAUAUUGAAGAUUAUGGAUAGUUGGGGAUGGGUUGAACCCAGAGAGGCGCCCAAGCCGCCCACGACUUACAAUGAAGCAGUAUUUGAUCUUCCACCCGCUGAGCUCUUCCUGUUCCUUCAAGACCAGGCUCUGGUAGAGCAACUUGCCACAGAUGCUGGACUUCACCUCUCUGUCGUGCGCGCCUCCCAGGCGCCCUCGUCGCAUUUUCACCCCUUGAAAGAAGGGGAUGGCGACCGGAUGGUGCUAGUGGCGAGGGGUAUAGAUGACGACUUGGCGCUUGUGAAGCAGGCAUUGGAAAAGAGGCGAGAAUCCAUCAUCGAUAUCACGUUCAAGCAACAAGAGGUCUUUGGAGUGAAAGCUCCCGUCAUUCUUCUUCGAGCUGAACUCGAGUAUCGAAUCACAGCUCUGACGAGUGCAAGUGCUCAAAAGGCCAAGCAACUGUUGCAUAUGACGAUCUUUAGGGUGAAUCUUUGCCCCACCUCAUACGCCCUCUCUCCCCCACCUCAAGCAGACCCUACCCUCCUUGAGACCCCUCGCCCCACCUCUGAACAGCGCUACGCUCUCUACCCCUUCCUUCCUUGUACGACCGAACAACUUCCGUGGGACAUUGCAUUCUCCACUGCCGACAAGACAUUCUUCCGGCUGGGUCAGGUCAAAAAGUGGCAAGACAAGCCCAGCGCUCGCUCUGUCGCGCAUCGAAAGGAGAAUAUGGAGCUGAGGCCGAGUCUGAUCGCGGGAGAAGGAGAGAGAGUCUUUGGAGAGAGUGUGAGGGAGUGGGGACGGGAUGGGAAGGUGAGCGCGAGGGUGGGGCAUCUGGUGUUGCCAGUAGAGCCGGCGGAUGGCAGGACGGGGACUUGGGAUUCGCCCUUACCCGGGCAGUGGCCUCUGGAGAUGCUCACCAAGUGGUCAUCAGAGGCACGGGGGAAGGUAAACGAGUUCAUCUUUACGCCCAGUCUAUCACCUGUGAUCACCCAAUACCCUCUUCCCGGUCAACCGACUCUUUCUCGUCGGUUGAGAUACCAUUCCGCGUCAGAGCCUAGUAAAGUGGUUGUCUUUACGAACACGGAAGAGCAUGGUGCGGGCAAAGUGAGGUGGCAAGAGAAGUUUGCAAAGCUUGUGGACGAGCUGGAAAAGUCUGCAGGGUCUGCGGAAGAGGUUGAGCCAGCCGUGACUGAGCAAGAGUCUGCUGUUGAGGAUGUGAUCCGGGAACUUGGUGUAGCGGAAGGCGAGGGGCCUCUUUUCAAGCGAGAGGCACAAGUGAGCCCAGAAGAGCAUGUGGAAAGUGAACAAGCGGUGGAUGUGGUGGAUAAUGUCGAGGCGGAGGAGCUGGAAACGAAGGCCACUACGAGCAACGUCCUGACAGCCGAGUAUGGUACAAUUAAGGAGAACAACGUCUUCCUCCCGGAUAGACCAGUCGAUGUGAAACUCACCUCCACCUCUUUGCGACCACUUCUCUCCAUACCCGACGAGAUCACAUCCUUCUUCUCUUCAACACAGUUUUCGGCCGCCAACGGUGCCACUCCUCCCUCUUCCGUGGAUGUGGAAGGGGAAAGAUUUGACCUGGCAUGGGAUGAGACGGUGAGAGAGACGAGGUGGAAGAAGGAAGGAGUGGUGGUGAAGAGCGUGGAAGUAGAGGAAGGGUUGGGGAGGGGUGUUGUCUAUUCAGAGAUCGAGAAUGAAGUCGAGGGCGAGCUGUCGGAAGCGUUCUGGGCUGAAUUGGCGGAUAUUACACAAGAUAUCGGACCUGAUGCCGCGGCAUUGAAGUGA